Messenger RNA from Sinocyclocheilus anshuiensis, 1130 nucleotides. RefSeq names its product fibronectin type 3 and ankyrin repeat domains protein 1-like. The transcript has 10 exons. The record is from RefSeq and is a predicted model, not a curated record. Gene Ontology annotation, molecular function: protein binding. Gene Ontology annotation, cellular component: nucleus. Bases 1 to 966 code for a protein of 321 amino acids. Lineage: Eukaryota; Metazoa; Chordata; Actinopteri; Cypriniformes; Cyprinidae. Gene Ontology annotation, biological process: regulation of apoptotic process.
AUGAACCCAGAAAAAUAUCCAGAGCUUCCUCUUGUGAUUGGGAAGGUCAGUCACCACAGUAUCGAGCUGAGCUGGAUGAAUGCAGAGAAUAAACCUCGAAAUGGCCCCCCUGAACGCUGGACACGCUUCUCUGUGGAGCAGAUGGACCCCAAAACACAUACAUACAGCACCGUAUACAUGGUACAGCACCCAUCAUGUUGUAAGGGCUUGGAGCCCAGCACCUCCUAUGGUUUUAGACUGAGAGUCACCAGAGCCUCAGGGGAGUGCAGCCUCAGCCCUGUGCUCUCUGUCUUCACCACCCGAGAGCCUUUCAGUGGGAAGAAACUCCACCAGGCUGUGCACAGGGAGGAUGAUGAGGAGCUGACCACAGUUCUACAGUCAGGAACAGUCGACGUGGAUGUUUAUGACAAAAUGGGUUUCAGUCCUCUCAUGGUGGCAGCACAGAAAGGUUUCACCAGCUUAGUGGACAUUUUGGUGAAGCAUGGAGCUGAUAUUAACAAGAAAGACAGCACUGGAAAAGAAAGUCUAAUGCAGGCCUGUUUUGCCGGCCACCUUGACACAGUGAAGUAUUUACGUAACUGCGGCUCCACUUGUGAAUCUCAAGAUACAGACGGCUGCACACCGCUCCACUGGGCCGUGGAUGGAGUACACUUGCCUGUCAUUACAUAUAUGAUCCAGGAUGGUUGUGAGGUGAGAGGACGUGUUUUUUUGUCUCUCUGGACUCCUCUCAUGCGUGUGUCAGCCAUCAGUGGAAACGCUGCGGUCGCCUCCAUCCUCCUCCAGGCUGGAGCUGAUGUAAAUGUCCGUGACAAAGCUGGCAAGACACCUCUAAUGGUCGCUGUGCUGAAUAACCAUGUGGAACUGGUGAAACUUCUGCUUUAUGGUGGAGCAGAUCAUCACAUGAAGAACGAGUAUGGAGCAGGUGCAGCGGAUAUGGCAAAAGCAUUUGUGAGACAGGUAACCUGACAAACUAUACAAGAACGAAUUAAUAUUAUUUUGUAGCUUGGAACAAAAAGACAAUUUCUGUUUCAGAACAUCAUAAACUUGCUGGAUAAUAUAAGCUUGGAAGAUUCAAAUCGACUGACAUCAACGGUACAAUUCUCUUAUGGAGACAAGAAAUUAUCUUUAUC